AUGAUCUCGUCACGACCUGAUGCUUCUAUGUCACGCCGGGUGCUCGCAAAGAAGCUUGGCUGCGCCAAGAAGGCGUGGAAGAGCUUCACCAACAAGCUACAAUCAAAACUCCACAAGCUCAACAUCCCCAAAGCUGUCGAAACAACCACCAGACACCUCCGUGCCUUGCGGAGCAAGUUCCAUUUCCUUAUCCCAUCCAAACUCCGAGCUCUCACCAAAGCUUCCUCUACCUUUCCUAGAGACCAGUUUUACAACCAUCACUAUGAGGCCUUUGAAUCCCAUAUGGGCUAUGCACUGGGUAGAUCUAGCUACCAGUACCACAACAAGGUUGUUCAUAAUAAGAAUUCUGCAGCCAUACACAUAGACGAGCUCUUUGCAGAGCCUGCCACCGUCUAUGAGGACACAAAGAAGAACCAGCAUUCAGGUGAGCAGGCAGAAACAAGCAAAGGGAAACAAGUGGUCGAGGAUAACGGUGAUGGGAAGGCUGUAGCAAGAGAUAAAAAGAGUUUGUAUAGCGUUGAAGAUGCAUGGCAGGCAGUGGUUGCUAAGUCACCGCAGCUGCGGGUGGUGGAUGAGAGGGCAGAGGAGUUCAUUACCAAGUUUAGGCAAGACAUGAAACUUCAGAAGGAGAAGUCCCUUCUUGAGUUCCAAGAGAUGUUGGCUCGGAGUACCUAA
Messenger RNA from Prunus armeniaca (apricot), 675 nucleotides. NCBI's taxonomy places the organism in Eukaryota, Viridiplantae, Streptophyta, Magnoliopsida, Rosales, Rosaceae. The record is from the annotation of a GenBank genome assembly.